AUGCUUGGAUCUUGCAUUAUUGAGCUUGUCCCUAUCACCUUGAUAGCAUUAUUGAGCUUGUCCCUAUUACCUUAUAGCAUUAUUGAGCUUGUCCCUAUCACCUUGAUAGCAUUAUUGAGCUUGUUUUCUCUGUCUUUUCGAUAUUCGGUUGAAUCACUCUGGAAAAGAAAGCAAAGUAUGGGAGGGCUAUUGGAUUUGCUAAACGCAGACGAAUAUAUCAAUAGUCGUCAACGACACCUAAAUCCUCAGUUACAACCAACUUAUACUCCUCCUAGUCUGUCAUUAAAUAGUAGUUCUCCCAAUUCUGAUUGCUUGCAUCCAACCACAGGAAACAUCGAAGACUCAAAUUAUACAAGCAAUUACUCUUCAAAUGACCUGUCUUCUGAUAACCAAACCUCAUACUCCCAAGCAAACUCACCAAUAGGCUUUCCGUCCCCCACUGUGGUAUCGGCAUCGGCACUUUCUGCACCACUGGCUCCAGCCUUUUCAAGCUCUUCUUAUACCAGUGGAAAGCCACCUAUUGCUGAAAAAACAGAAAUCACCACGGCUAAUGUACAGAGUCGGACCAUCGUUGCAACUGCAAACACCUCUGGGGCAUCGUCAUCAUCAUCAUCAUCAUCAUCUCGCCAACCAAUAUCGCAUUUGAGAGACCAAAUACCCAAACCGAAAAUCAACAAGAACAUUUUGAAAUCUAAGAAUUUCGUCAAGUUGGCAAUCAGAAGGAAGUACUCAAUCAAAAGGAAAUACAACGAUACAAAACAAUCAAAAUUGCAUAUAAAAUCAUUGAAAGCCGGCAUUAAGAUUAAGAUGACAUUGUCGAACAAUUUGUUCUCCUUGUACCAUUGUCUCAUUCCAUUCACUGAUGACCGCAAGGUUUAUUCCUUGUUUGAUGAUGAAUCGAGUCUAUCACAGUUGCAAAAUUUGAUCGAGAAUUGCUCAGGCGCGGAAGCUGCAAAUGAUAACAGCAACAGAAACUUGGUCUCCAAAGGAUUGCAACUUAUCGAUAACAAUGUUGUUGAUUUGAGUGAAUACCUGAACAAAAUCAUCAAGUCUUUCACAAAGGAAACGAAUGAAGCAACACCGACAUUUAAUUCACUCGAUACUGCAGUGAGUACACUUUUCCACACAAGGGAUUUUACACUUGUGAGGAUAACAAGGUCAACUACCGACGAUGUUCAUGGAAGCUCGAUUUUGAAAUUAGAAACAGCUUCGCCUGGUGAUUUCAAUUUAAUUGAUGAUGAAGAAAACUCUGAUGAAAUGUUACAUUCUUUAGGUAAACCUCACGAAGUUCCAAAUAACUUGUUUUUCAAAAAGAUCAUAGCUAGACCAAGAUAUAAAAGUAAUAUGAAGAUAUAUUUUCUACCUCAAACUGUGAAAUAUUCUUUGUAUACUGAUCAUAGAUCAUUUGAAAGAGAUUUAUACAAUGGUGUCAUACAAUUGGAAUUUGAUAACGAAAAGCUUGACGACUUGAAAUUGAAAAGAUCAUUGAAUUAUGAUCGAAACGUAUAUUGUACUUUUUGUGUUGAUGAGGUUUUGAAAAGUUUCAAAAAAUCAAUGCUUGAAAGCGCUGAGCAGGUGGUAUCGACCGAUAACAAUGCUGAUGUCGAUAACAACCCAAUAGCAAAGCAACUGACGCUGUCGCUGUCGCACAAAAAGAGGAUUGAUAAUGAUAGAGUUGAGACUGAUCAAGGACCCAGUUCCAUCUCGCGUGAUCAGAUAUCUUAUGAGCAGCGGCAACUGAAACUCAGUAACCCGUUGCAGUCUAGAUCACGCUCUUUUGAUGAUAGAUUGGCGUUGCCAAAUGCCCAGAUGGACCUUAUUCCCAUACCUCGACCAUCGGUAAUUUUUAACCAAAUUUCACAACCACCACAAGCUCCAUUGUACCAGCCGCCAGCACCACCACCAGCACCACCUUCGACUCAUUAUGUAUCUCCUCAAGUUCCAGCGUCUAUUGCUACAUCACCGCAUUUCGUCCAUCUACCUCCCUUGGCACUGUUGCCACAAACUCCUCGUUCAUCGACAGAGAGAGAAGUUGUUUUUGGGCUUGCAAGUGGAAUACAUCGCCCUACUCAACUCCCACCUAUUUUAAGGAAUAGUCUGCAAUUCGAACAACAACAACAACAGCAGCAGCAGCAGCAGCAACAACAACAGCAGCAGCAGCAACAGCAGCAACAGCCGCAGCACUUUCAGCUUCAGCAUGGCAUCAACCAUCAAUUACAUCCUGGAAACCGACAGUUUCCUUCUUAUCAGCAGUACUUUCAGCACCACAUCCAACACAUCCAACAUCUCCAACACCAACACCAUAAUGAUUAUAAUCAUAGUUCUUACUUUGCCUAA
Molecule: messenger RNA, 2337 nt
Organism: Lodderomyces oxycetoniae
Lineage: Eukaryota; Fungi; Ascomycota; Pichiomycetes; Serinales; Debaryomycetaceae
Exons: 2
Coding region: 1-2337 (778 amino acids)
Source: RefSeq, a predicted model, not a curated record